Emiliania huxleyi CCMP1516 is the source of this 1797-nucleotide messenger RNA. RefSeq lists its product as hypothetical. NCBI's taxonomy places the organism in Eukaryota, Haptophyta, Isochrysidales, Noelaerhabdaceae. Gene Ontology annotation, molecular function: protein binding. The transcript has 4 exons. The coding region runs from base 1 to 1797 and encodes 598 amino acids. The record is from RefSeq and is a predicted model, not a curated record.
AUGGAGCUCGCUCUUGUGAGCACGGUGAAUGGCGCACGCGCCGGCCGGCCCUCGCGAAUUGCGCUCGCACCGGGCGCGAAGCUCACCGUCGGCCGCGACGACUCACAAACCAUCUCGCUCAGCGCUGGGCACAUCUCGCGGCGACACGCCGUCAUCCACGUCUCCGAGGACGGCAGGAGCGUACGCAUCGAGGACGUCUCGCGCAAGAACGGCUGCCGAGUGCAGCACGGCGCCUCAGCCACUCUCCUCCUCUCGACGGCGGAAGCGGCGGCGAGCGCCGUGGUGGGAGAAGGCGGCGUGGUGACCUUUGGGCAGCCGGCCAGCCAGCCACGGUCGGCCGCUAACGACCUUCGCUACGUCCUCCGAGCCGUUGCCGACCCCGCCGCCUCCACCGCCUCCGCCUCUGCCGCCGCCUCUUCCGUCGAGGCGGGCGAGGAGGAGGCUUCGCUGGGCGAGGAGGACGAGAUGGAGGUGGAGCCGCCAGGCGAUCGCGCGGGCCACGACAGCUUCAUCUUCGAGGACAGCCAGCCGCCGCCUCCUCCUCCACCAGAGCCGCCCUCCGCCCCGGCUGCGCAGGCGGGAGCAGUGGAGCCGCACCCAGCAGCCGGGGUUUCAGCCGUACCUUGCCGGCAGAGAAGCGUACGAAGAGGCGUCGCCGCAGCCGCCGGGAGGAGAGCUCUACCAGCCAGCGGCGGAGGAGUGCUCUACCGGCCUGCGGCGGAGGCGGAGCUGUGCUCGCCGCGCGUGCUUCUGCUCUCGAGGCACAUCGCCGCCGCAGUCCGAGGGGACGAGGAGCUGGCGCGGCUGUACGGCUCGGCGCUGGAUGCUGGGGCGGCGGCCGCUCCGCCGCCUGCGCCGCAGCCCGCGCCUGACGCCGCGGCAUUCGCGGCGGCGUUGCCCGCCCUCCCGCCGGCUGGUGGCAGCGACGACGAGGAGGGCGGGGAGGCAGACGUGCGCAGGCGCCUAUUGCGGGUGGUUGCCAGCCUCAAGCCGUCUGGCACUCUCGCGCACGCGGCGUCGGUGGACUUUGUGCCGCCGCUGCUGCGGGCGGAGGGCAUGGCGGAGCCGGUCGCUUUCCCGCUGCCAGAGGCGCACGCGCAGGCGCUCCGGUCGCUGGGCGAGCCAGCUUCGGACGGCUGCGGCGUCUGGGUCAGGGCUGAGAGGCUGGAGCUGGGGGCGAUCAAAGAGUGGGAGGAGUCUCUCCGGCCGGCUGUGCGCAAGGCGCUGAGGGCGCUCGGUGUCGACAAGACGACGGAGGUCAGCUCUGUCCUGCGAGGGUUGCGGCUCUGCUCGGCUGGUAGCGCACCGCCGUCGUCUUCGGCCGCGACAGACUUGCGUGAGGGCAUUUUUGCGCAGCUGGAGGUCGCGUUGCCGUCGUCUUCGGCGUCAGAGCGGCUCGCGCGCUUGGCCACCGUUUGGGAGGCGUCGCGGCGAGGCGGCAGCAGCGAAGGCAGCAGCACCGCGCAGCCAAGCAGCGGCAGCGGCGUCGCGCCUCCCUCCAAGCUCGUUUACUUUCUCCCCCGCGACGCCGCCGGCGCCGCGGCGACGAGUCUGGCUUCGCUGAAGGGUGACGGGGCCGCGCUCUCCGCUGCUCUGCACGAGGCGGGUUUUGACGUGCUGCUGGCGACUCUGACGCGCGCCGUGACUCGGCUGAACAGCCAUGGGCCGCCCUUCAAGAUCGACCUGAGCGUCGUUUGGCACGAGGUUCCGCACCGCCUCGCCGCGGCUGGUGUGACUCCGCAGCAUUGCGCUUUGCUCUCGCUCGACGGCACGGAGUAUGCUCAGGCGCUCGUCUAG